UUUUUUUUAGGUUUUUGCUUGUUUAUCUAUUUAUUUUGUUUUAUUUUAUUGUAUUUUAUUUAUCUAUUUAUUUUUAUUUAUUUUUUUGCUUGUGAGGAUUUAUUGAGAAGCCAAUACCUCCUUUGCUGAAAAAAGAUGUUACGUGUCUGACAUGGUAUAAUAUUUAAGGUGCAAAAUGUUGAUAUUCCCUCAAUGUCACCUUAUCUGUGUAUGUAUGCACAGGAAACAUUUUUAACGCAACAAACGUUCUAUAAACUGACCUCCCGUGCGUAGAUUACCUCGUCAUACCGUGUGUUAAGUAAACAGACAGAAAAAAACGUUCAUCAGUCGAUCACCGAUACACGCAUAAGAUAUGUAUUCACGGUAAUAACGGAAAACGAAAAUCAAGAAAAUGCCACAUUCUAGAGACCUGGCUUUGAUGGGUAUCGGGGGAUUCACUGGUUUAUCCAUUGUAGCCUGGCAAACCAUGUUUCCUUGGCUAAAGUAUGACCUGCAAUUCAUAACAACUGUCAUGGAUGUUGGCAAAAGAGUUGCAGAUGACGAAGUGAAUGAAAGAUAUUUAAUUCGUAUGUUUGAAGAAAGUGUUGCUAAAUACCCGAAGAAGACAAUGGUCAUAUUUGAAGACCGGGAAUACACAUACGAGUUUAUGAAUGAGCAAGCGAAAAGGGUGGCCAAUAUUGCAUACGAGUGGAGGUUCAAUACCGGAGAGACGGUUGCCUUAUUGAUGCAGAAUCACCCGGCAUUCAUCUGGACAUUUUUAGGACUUCAGAAAGUUGGUCUCUGUGUUGCGUUCUUAAACCACUAUAACAAAGGCAGCCCGCUUCUACACACCAUCAAAGCAAGCAAGGCGCGGGCAGUCAUCGUCGGACCGGAGGCAGAACUGCACAAUGCCAUUGAGGAAAUACGACCAGAGCUUGAUAUUCCAUUAUAUCUACAGGGCUAUUCGAAAACUACUGUUCCAGACCACUACAUCUCCUGGGAUAAUCUCAUGUUAUUGUCUCCAACAGCUGAAAUCAGCAAAAGUCUAAGAAGCAGCUUCAAUAUGCGUACACCUUGUAUCUACGUGUUCACGUCAGGGACAACAGGUCUUCCAAAACCAGCCAUUGUGAGCCAAAAUAAAGCAAUUAAGAUGACCAAGGUGUUUUAUGCAGUUGGAGGGACACCAAAUGAGAUAGCCUAUAUAACUACACCGCUCUACCACGUGCUUGCUCUUUCGUCAUUGUUCAGUGUCAUAGAAAUAGGAGCUACAAUCGUUCUCAAAGUCCAGUUUUCGGCUUCACAAUUUUUUGAUGACUGCAGAAAACACAACGUCACCUUUACCCAAUACAUAGGGGAGCUUGUCCGAUAUAUCCUGCAUCAGCCCGAGAGACCAGAGGACGGAAAUCACAAGAUUAGAGUCAUGAUGGGUAAUGGACUUCGAGUUGAUAUAUGGGAAAAAUUUCAGAAGAGAUUCAAAAUUCCCAAGAUUAUGGAGAUUUUUGGAGCUACAGAAGGGACCGCCGCCUUUUUAAACACAUGGGGGAGAGUUGGAUCUUGUGGUAGAUUGUCACCAUUCCUCAAUGCAUUAGCUCCAGCCAAAUCAUACAUUGUGCGUUAUGAUCCAGAAACUUGCCUGCCUUUGAGAAAUAAGACUGGCCGAUGCAUUCCUUGUGAUAUAGGUGAAACGGGUCUCCUGAUCGUAAAAAUAAUCAAUAAAGAUGUGCUUGAGGAUGGAUUUUACCUGGGAGAAAAGGCUGCUAACGAGAAGAAAUGUGUCAGAAAUGCAUUUGAAGAGGGCGAUGUGUUCUUUAAUUUCGGAGACCUGUUGUAUGUAGACAAAGAUUACUUUUUGUAUUUCAAGGAUCGAAUAGGAGAUACGUUUAGGUGGAAAGGUGAAAAUGUGUCUACAAAUGAAGUAGCCAACAUUCUAACAGAGCUACCAUUUAUACAAGAUGCUAAUGUGUACGGAGUAGAGGUGCCAGGUGCUGAUGGCCGGGCUGGCAUGGCAGGGAUUCUAUUGAAAGAAAAUGUGAAAUUUCAACUUGACCUAUUACCGAAGAUUUAUAAGCACUGUGAGAAGAAUUUGCCGAUCUAUGCCCGCCCGCUGUUCCUCCGAUUCAUAAAAGAAAUGCCAUUGACCACAACUCACAAACAGAAAAAGGUGCACUAUGUUAAAGAGGGAUUCGACCCCAACAUCAUUGAUGAUCCACUGUUUCGUAUUUCUCCAGAGGCUAAAAGCUAUGUUCCCCUGACAACAGAUAACAUUGGUACGUUGUUAGCCAAAUCGCGCCUGUGAUGUGAACAUCGGAAUUACUAGAUUCGCAUUGACAUGUUAUGCUUUAACAGAUAUGUACAUCUUAUUACAGUGUACAUACAAGUUUAGUAUAAGAGCUGGGAAUAAUAAGUAUUUGAUUGUCAAGAGAUUUAAAUUUGUGUCAUAUGAUAUCUUAAUUAGUCCCUUAAUUAAUGUAGAAUGAUAUCGCUUGUGCGAUAUUAAGAGCAAAACAGGUUACGAUUUCAAAUGAACCACUAUGAUUAAUAUGCUUAUACUACAGCAAAUAAAUUUAUAUUAUUCGG
This is a messenger RNA of Ostrea edulis (European flat oyster), 2556 nucleotides long. Its product is annotated as long-chain fatty acid transport protein 2-like. The transcript is spliced from 11 exons. Bases 392 to 2275 code for a protein of 627 amino acids. The record is from RefSeq and is a predicted model, not a curated record. Gene Ontology annotation, molecular function: long-chain fatty acid transmembrane transporter activity; long-chain fatty acid-CoA ligase activity. NCBI's taxonomy places the organism in Eukaryota, Metazoa, Mollusca, Bivalvia, Ostreida, Ostreidae.